Messenger RNA from Nematocida homosporus, 885 nucleotides. RefSeq lists its product as uncharacterized. The record is from RefSeq and is a predicted model, not a curated record. NCBI's taxonomy places the organism in Eukaryota, Fungi, Microsporidia. The transcript has a single exon. The coding region runs from base 1 to 885 and encodes 294 amino acids.
AUGUCUUUUAGACCCACUAGUAAUGAUAAUUAUUAUGUUAAGACCCCUUUACAUGAAUCUGCUGAGCAAUUAACGCAAAACCCAACCAAUAAUUUCGAUUCAACUAUAACCCUGCCUCCUAAACCGGGAAAUGGCCCUGAUUCAGAUAUAAAUGCGCAACAGAGCUGGCAUAAGGUAUUGGACCCGGUUACUCUCCCUUAUUUAAAUCGGCCAAAUCUAGACGAUCCCAUUAAGAACACUUUUGGCCAGGCGCUAAGAGAGUUAGGCCGUAUACCUUUGGUUAAUAAGCUGGGUGGCAUUGCAAUGGCUACUUGGCUAGCCCUAAAUAUUUAUCCAAUUCUUGAGCUGUUCUUUUACGCUAAGUUCUCUGAUGACGUGGCAAAGGUUAAAAAUGCUGUUGCGAGUGUGGCAUACGGAUAUAUGUGGGUUUGUUCUAUUUUAAUAGUUCUUAGUUUGCUUUAUAUCUACCUGACUUUAUCUCGAGGAAACAAAGGGCAUUCAUUAUGGUAUCGCGUGAUGAAGGGUUUGAUAAUUUUUGGGAUUAGCUGUAUUGUCUUCUUGAUUAUUGGGUUAUUAUUUGGACUGUUUCAAUUAGGAAUACGCUCCUGGUGUCCGGCUGAUUGGCCACAGGCAGUUAUUAUCAAUGUGGUUAAGUUUAGUCUAUUUGUUAUCUCCUUACUCAUAAUGGUGUAUGCUUUGUUUGCUGAUAGUGCUACUAAUCCUGAGUCGUUAAUUGUGGGUCUACUUUCCCAUAGGUUUAAAAUCCUAGCAAUUAUAUCUGUAAUUGUGAUUUUGGGUGUGGCCAUCUAUUAUCUAGUUCAUCAACCAGAUCAUAGCAUUGCGGGAAUGAUUAAGGCUAUCCAAAAGAGGGUAGCCCCAAACUAA